Punctularia strigosozonata HHB-11173 SS5 is the source of this 1848-nucleotide messenger RNA. Its product is annotated as NAD(P)-binding protein. The record is from RefSeq and is a predicted model, not a curated record. The transcript is spliced from 9 exons. NCBI's taxonomy places the organism in Eukaryota, Fungi, Basidiomycota, Agaricomycetes, Corticiales, Punctulariaceae. The coding region runs from base 984 to 1739 and encodes 251 amino acids.
AAGGCGCUUGCUCCCUCUGUCCUUAAACUGUUGACUACGGGCUGCUCGGAAUUUACGGCGAGGGCUGCGAGGGCUGCCGCAUCUUCUCAGGCUCGCGGCCACGGCGCGGCGCGGCGAAGACGCGGGACCACAGCCAACGAGCGAGUCUCGAGGUUAGAAAACACUGCAUCCUUGAGGGAUGGGUUCCCGGAGUACUCGUCCCAGCAUCGCGCACAGCAUACGUUGAGCACUGCUGGCGAGGUUCGUCCGCCGCAUCAAGAUCAUUUGCGUCUUGCGCGACACAUAAAGAAUGAUAAAUAGCUCAAGACACCGCCAGAUUCAGAUUCUCAAUGUAGGCCGUCACAGGGUAGAGUUCGAGUUUGAUUCCGCAGAUCGUCGUGAUUAAACCACGCUUGUGCCUGCGAUUCGAGCGCACACUAUCACUGCAGACAUGGACGAGCUGUUGGCGCGUGCCUGCCUCGGUAGCGAUAUUCUUAAACCUCGAAGAAGGUUGAAAACAUACCGCGUACCUGGGAACCGUGUUCACAAUCGGAUAUCCCAACACGGACCAAUUGACUCACUGAACUGGUACCGCACACACCUACCGUGGCUACUUCUGUGCCAGUUUGUCAGCCCUAGACGCCGCGAUCUCGCGCUUGCCGAUGCGCCCUCGUUGCGAACCACAGCCGUCGGCCCAUACCGUUCUUCGCCGGCCUUCCGACUCACACCAGAUCGCCCUGGACUUCUGGUUCCGUUGAAGAUUCACGCACUGGUUCCCGUACGAUGAAUUCGGGCACAAGCAUAUGUAUACCGGUCAAUUCAAUCCUGUGUUGCCCUGCCCAUGGCGGAAUGGCGUCCGUCCUACUGGUCGCGUUUACCAGCUCGUCCCCCUGUCAGCACUCCCACUCGCGAUGCCACGCCGACCUCGUCCCUCAAUAUAAGCCAAAACCCUCCAUGAGCAUGCGCACCCUGCUUUGUUCCUGGACACGUCUCUCGAUAGCACGAUGAUCAACACUCCGACCGUAUGGCUUGUCUCUGGUUCUAAUCGCGGAAUAGGCCUCGGAAUCGUCGCACUGCUCGCGGCCAGACCGAACACGGUCGUGUUCGCUGGCGCGCGCAAUCCGUCCGCAGCCACGGAUCUGCAGGCCCUCGCGGCUAAGCACCCCGGGAAGCUGCACAUCGUCAAGCUCGUUUCGAGCGAUAGACAGGGAAACGAUGAGGCGGUGGCCGAGAUCAGACGAGUGGCGGGCAGGCUUGACGUCGUGGUCGCCAACGCUGGCAUAUGUUCGGCGGUGAACCGGGUUCUGGACGAGUCGCCGGAUGCUGUGAGGGAGCACAUGGAGGUGAACGUUGUCGGAACGCUCGUAUUGUUCCAGGCGACGUACUCCCUCCUGGUGGCAAGCACGCCCUCGCCCAAGUUCAUCAUCAUCUCCUCCAUCGGCGCCAGCAUGGUGCUAUCUACUCCGCGCUCGCACAAGCUAUUCGCAUACUGUGCGAGCAAGGCCGCCGAGAACUGGAUGGCUCGCAAGAUGCACUUUGAGCACGAGAGCGACGGCCUCAUCGUGUUCCCUAUGCAUCCAGGUGCAGUGGCGACUGACAUGACGGACGCAAUGCGGGCUCAGGACGAAGAGAUGAGGGGGUACGAGUAUUUGACUCCCGAGGAGAUCGCCAACCACAUCGUCGCCCGGAUCGACGGUGCAACGCGCGAAAACGCUGGUGGACAGUUCGUGAACUAUGACGGAUCGCGAUUGGAAUGGUGAUGAUGGACACGCAACGCCAAAGAUGUGAGGAGUUCACGCACCAGCCAUCCUUUCGCAGUUGACUGGGAAAUGAGUUUCAGCAUGUACAACCUAUUAAAGGUGUCUGAAC